UGAGGCGACGACAGACGGAGAGAGAGACGGCGCUGUGCUGCACCCCGUGUCCCGCUGUCACCGGCGCUGUACCCCGUAUUCCGCUGUCACCGGCGCUGUACCCCGUAUUCCGCUGUCACCGGCGCUGUACCCCUGUGACACCGGCGCUGUACCCCGUAUCCCGCUGUCACCGGCGCUGUACCCCUGUGACACCGGCGCUGUACCCCGUGUCCCGCUGUCACCGGCGCUGUACCCCGUGUCCCGCUGUCACCGGCGCUGUACCCCGUAUUCCGCUGUCACCGGCGCUGUACCCCGUAUUCCGCUGUCACCGGCGCUGUACCCCGUAUUCCGCUGUCACCGGCGCUGUACCCCGUAUCCCGCUGUCACCGGCGCUGUACCCCGUAUCCCGCUGUCACCGGCGCUGUACCCCGUAUCCCGCUGUCACCGGCGCUGUACCCCGUAUUCCGCUGUCACCGGCGCUGUACCGAGCUGUGUCGCGCUGUACCCCUGUGACACCGGCGCUGUACCCCGUAUUCCGCUGUCACCGGCGCUGUACCCCUGUGACACCGGCGCUGUACCCCGUAUCCCGCUGUCACCGGCGCUGUACCCCGUAUCCCCCUGUCACCGGCGCUGUACCCCGUACCCCCCUGUCACCGGCGCUGUACCCCGUAUCCCGCUGUCACCGGCGCUGUACCCCGUAUCCCGCUGUCACCGGCGCUGUACCCCGUACCCCCCUGUCACCGGCGCUGUACCCCGUACCCCCCUGUCACCGGCGCUGUACCCCGUAUCCCGCUGUCACCGGCGCUGUACCCCGCUGUCACGUCACACACUACACCCCGGGAGGAGGAGACACCCGGCGCCGUACUGCGUACACCACACCCCGGGAGGAGGAGGACGGGCGCCGCGGGCAGCACUACCUCCGGCCGGGCGCUGCUCUGCUCCCUGCUCCGCGGCUGUCUCACCCCCGCCGCGCCUCCCGCCAUGGCCAACUACAUCCACGUCCCGCCCGGCUCCCCCGACGUGCCCCGUGUGGAGCUGACCGUGCUGGAGAGCUGCUACCGGGAGGGGGCCAUGCGGCUGCUGCGGGAGCUCCGGCCUGACUGGAAGACGGAGGAGGUCACCACCCAGCUGUUUACCGAUGGCAUAACAAAUAAACUGAUUGGCUGCUACAUUGGCGAGGCGAUGGACGAUGUCGUGCUGGUCAGAAUCUACGGCAAUAAGACUGAGCUGCUUGUUGAUCGUGACGAAGAGUUAAAGAGUUUCCGGGUGCUCCAGGCGCACGGCUGUGCCCCCAAAUUAUACUGUACCUUCAACAACGGCCUGUGCUACGAGUUCAUGCAAGGAGCAGCCCUGGAUCCAGAGCACGUGUGUAACCCCACCAUCUACAGACUUAUAGCCAGACAGCUCGCCAAGAUCCACGCCAUACAUGCUCACAACGGCUGGAUCCCAAAAUCCAACCUGUGGUAUAAAAUGAAGAAGUACUUCGCCCUGAUUCCUAGAGAGCUCCCAGAUAAGGCCACCCACGACCGGUUCAUACGUGAUGUCCCCAGCCCGCAGGUCCUGGAGCAGGAGAUGGCAUGGAUGAAGAGCAUCUUAUCCAGCCUGGGCUCUCCGGUCGUCCUGUGUCACAAUGACCUGUUGUGUAAGAAUAUCAUCUACAAUGAAAGCAAAGGUGAUCUACAGUUCAUAGACUACGAAUAUUCAGGGUACAAUUACCAGGCGUACGAUAUUGGGAAUCACUUCAAUGAGUUUGCAGGUGUGAACGAGGUGGAUUACAGCCUGUAUCCAGGGAGGGCUCUGCAGUUGCGAUGGCUCCGCGCGUAUCUAGAGGCGUUUAAGGAAUAUAAAGGGUUUACAGCGGACGUCUCGGAGAAUGAGGUGGAGCUUCUCUACGUCCAGGUCAAUCAGUUUGCUCUGGCAUCUCACUUUUUCUGGGGGCUCUGGGCGUUGAUCCAAGCAAAAUAUUCCAAAAUCGACUUUGAUUUUUUGGGGUACGCUAUUGUACGGCUUAACCAGUACUUCAAAAUAAAGCCAGAAGUAAUGGCGCUGGCUCUCCCUGAAUAGGUGGAGGGGACACCACACAACUCUGCAAACUACACAUCACAUGUCACAUGACUGGACCUUCCCGGGACCACGCCAUCUUAUGAAGUGUUCUGGAGCGCUGUGUUUUAUGUUGGUUCCCUUAAUGGCUUUUUCUUUUUCUUUUUUUCUCAAAGAGUCUUUCAUCUAAAACUAACUUGUCAGCAAAUUGCAAGAGGCUUAUUUUUCUAAUUUAAUAUUAAUAAUAGUCUAUUUAUUUAUAGCGUUACUUCGUUGAGUUUUUUUUUUUUUUCUUUUUGAAGUUGCAUUCACAUGUAACAAAGAAUCAUACCAUAUUCACGUGAUGUUUUUAGUUUGCUUUUAUUUUCCCCCUGUAUGUCAUUGAACAUUGACACUGGUAGAGCAGUUAUCCGUCGUGUGCAAUGUGUGGAUUCCUCACGUCCGUUUCACUUACUGGAUUUUAUUAUUUGGGGCUGUGGGCGCCCCCUGUGGUCACUACAUGAUGUAAAAUGUGAAUCUCUGGGAAGGACGGUACCUCUUUUAGUAACUGGUAGUAAUGCCAUACCUCGUUACAUCUGUGAGCAGUACAUUGCGCACAAGCAGGCGAGGCGCAUUACGUGUAGCGUGGCCCAGCUGCUGAGUUACAGCUCAUUCGAGACCCGCAUUAGGCAUGGCAGCGUGGACGUGGUCAUCCUGUGGAUAGCAGAUUUUCAAAUGUACCUUAAACUCUCGAGUUUUUUUUUUUUUUUUUUUUUUAAUUUUUUUUUUUUAUCAAGUGAUUUACAGCCACUCAUCCUAUUGCAGCCCGUGGCUGCUACCAGAUGAGGGCAACAGAUUUGCCUUGAAUUGUAUAUAUGUAAUAUACCAGCAGGAAUCCUAGUAAGAGGCUCUUUAACAUUGAUUUCCGGAUGUUAUUGCAGUGAGGUGGUGAGCUUGUUACCCGAUUGGGUGUCUAACAACUGUGUGUAUUACUGGACUUCUCCUUCCAGCUGGGGAGAAGAUGGUGCUGAUCAAGUGCACAGACUAGACCAAAAAUACCCAUGCUUUAUCCCAGAGCCCUUCACUCAAUGUGUGUGUACGCCUGGUCAUUGCUCGGGCACCAAUUCACCACUGGCGAGCCAGGAGAAGACCUGGAGCUAGCAUGUGCGAAACGCGUGUGUACGCCUGGUCAUUGCACGGGCACCAAUUCACCACUGGCAAGCCAGGAGAAGACCUGAAGCCAGCAUGUGCAAAACGCGUGUGUACGCCUGGUCAUUGCACGGGCACCAAUUCACCACUGGCAAGCCAGAAGACCUGAAGCUAGCAUGUGUGAAACGCGUGUGUAUGUUCUCAAGUCUGAUAGGUGGGAGAGUGGAGAAUACUCGCUUAUUAGGUGGUAUCACACCGGGCCAAACGGUUUCCCCACAGACCUUUUAUAUGAACUGUUUUACAUGUUUGUGACUCUAUGGUGUUAAUGUUAUUAGCGUACAUGUAUUGGCGCACUGCGUGGUGGGGGAGCCGUGCGGUUAAUCAGCUGUGCUGCUCUACGUAGCCAGGUGGUAGAGGCUGUCUGUUUACUUUAGGUGGAUUCGUUGCCUUCUCUGUCAUAUCUGUAUUUCAGUAAAGAUGUAAAUAAGAAAUUUUGGAGGCGGGUUGGGGUGUGGUAUACAAUGCAGGGCCACAUGUAGCAUAUUGUACAUACACAGCCAGUGUAAAUGACAUUUGUAAAUUAGAGUGAAUUAUUUGUCACGGAGAUCUGAUUUUCUCUCCGUGGCUGAUCUGUAACGUGUGGGAAUUUCUGUAUUUUGUUUUAUUGUCGGCACUUACAGCAGAACCGCAUCUCAACCAAAAGCUAAAUGAAGUCGGUUUGAAUCACUGCAAAUAAAAUUGAAUUUUCGUAGAUGAAAGCACUUUACUUACUAUUCUCCCCAUGGCAGUAAGUGGCGGCGGCAUUCUUCCGACGUGCAUGGCGUUCAGGAGGAUGGCGCAGAAAACUGUGAAAUCUCUACACCUGUACAUUUCUGACUGUUCCCCAAUAAAAAAGGAACUGAUAA
This is a messenger RNA of Pseudophryne corroboree (corroboree frog), 4052 nucleotides long. It is a transcript of the gene ETNK1, whose product is annotated as ethanolamine kinase 1. The transcript is spliced from 8 exons. Bases 961 to 2043 code for a protein of 360 amino acids. Gene Ontology annotation, biological process: phosphatidylethanolamine biosynthetic process. Gene Ontology annotation, molecular function: ethanolamine kinase activity. The record is from RefSeq and is a predicted model, not a curated record. Gene Ontology annotation, cellular component: cytoplasm. NCBI's taxonomy places the organism in Eukaryota, Metazoa, Chordata, Amphibia, Anura, Myobatrachidae.